This is a messenger RNA of Neoarius graeffei (lesser salmon catfish), 2313 nucleotides long. It is a transcript of the gene jhy, whose product is annotated as junctional cadherin complex regulator. The transcript has 9 exons. The annotation marks the transcript as partial. The record is from RefSeq and is a predicted model, not a curated record. NCBI's taxonomy places the organism in Eukaryota, Metazoa, Chordata, Actinopteri, Siluriformes, Ariidae. Gene Ontology annotation, biological process: axoneme assembly.
CAAGCCACCCAUUCCUAGUGCGCAUGUGCAAGAUCUCUUCGAGUCUGUGUCUCCAUGGCAACGGUCACACGUACGGCCAAAGUGGGUAAGAACACAGAUCAUGGAUCUUUAUCCAACAAGUAUAAUGAUGAUGAGAAGAGAAACAUGAAGUCUGAUCAGGCCCGUGACGCCAGACCAAGCGAUGAGGAUGCACCCCAUGAUCUUGGGGACUCCUUAGAGUCAGACACUGAGAGCUUGGUGCAAGAAAAAGCUGACCAGAGAGAGCUUCAAAAACACAUACUGAGCAGUGCUGGUGAUAACAGUUCCUCUCAUCAGAAUCAGAAUCAGAAUCAAGUUUAUUGCCAAGGACGUUCUCACAUACAAGGAAAUUGCUUUGAUGGUUGGUGCUUGAACAGACAGAUGCCUCCUUUGGAUGAAUAUGCUGACUUGCGCUAUGAUCCAGACUGGAAAAAGAAGCUGGCAAGGUCUGAGUUUCUCCAGACGAAUUUCUCUCUUGACUCCAACGAGGAUCUUGGAGACACUCUGAGACAUACAGGACAUAUGUCUCCAAGGGGAAGACAUGAAUUUCUAGUAGUCCCUAGUCCUGUUUCAUUGGAAAUGGACAGUGUUCACCCAAAACCACUGCUGUCCUCCUUUCAUCUACACCCACCAGAAGACCAAGAUACAGUGAUGUCAGUGCCCCAAAGCUCAUCUGUGUCCUUACAGAGCACUCCACAUUCAAAUUUACAUCAACCCAAAGAGGUCAAGCACAGACCUAACCACCAGCAAAGUCCCGCUGGAAUCCUGCCCUUUUCUUCUCCUCAACAGAUGGAGCAGGCACAAAGUCAGAGGCAGCCUGAUGGAGAGAAUCGAAGCAUUGGUCAGGAACAAAAUAUAGGCAAGCUUAACCUAGUAGCCAUGCAGAAGAGACGCUCCCAAAAAGUCAGACCAACCAGGCCGACAGAGGACAUAGUAGAGCGUAAUAAAAUCACUCUGGGUAUGAACAAUCAUAAACAAGGGUCAUAUUUGAAGGCAUAUGAGCAAAGAGGAGGAAAACCAGAUGAUGCAAAUCAGCCCCUACAGUCAGCUGAGGACAGUGUGAGCACUGACAGCCCAGGAUGCCCAGACAAUGCCCUCAACCUGGAGCUGAUGUGGAUACAAAAAACUCAAAAACUGAAGACCCACAACCAGAGUAAGCACUUGGGCAGAGCCAGGCCUCACCACUACAAGAGCACCAAACCCAAAGGUCACCUGAAUCAGCCAGUGGAGCAACAGCACUCACAAAUUCCCUCUGAGAAGCAGACUUUCAGCUCACCUGACUCUGGCAGUGGCUCACAUUGUUCCUUCUCAUCGUCUCCAACAAUUAACCUUAACGUCAACCUCAACACCUCAGCUGAACCUUUUAUCAGUCCUGAACUACAAAACCAGCUCUACACACUUGCACUUCCUCCUUCACCACAGUGGAGGAUCAGACAUGAUGAGUAUAACUCACGCUUCAAAGGGCCUAGUUAUACUUUAGGUCUUCCUCUCCCUCCUGCUGGUACUGUGGACCAUGAGAGCAAAGGAGUAACUAACAAGAACAGCAUCAGGAUUUCUCCAACACGACCGCCAUUUCAAGAAAGUUCUACCUUGAAUGGUCCUCAGCUAGUGGGGUAUUAUGAGGAGGAAAGUAAGGAUCCUGCAUAUGCACUCCAGACUUACAGUGGAGCCUAUCCAGUGCUUCCUCCAAUCGGCGGGUCUAACAACAGUGACCCUGAGCUAUGCAGUGGCAGACCAGAGGAAGCUACGUAUACUAUACAAAGGUGCAGCUCAGUGGGAUACCUGUCACAGCGAGAGAAACAAAAACAAAUGCAGGCCAAAACAGCUUAUAAGACAUACACGUUGAAGGACUACAAGAGCUUGAAUUGGAAUGUGAAGCUGGGAGGUCUCGGACCAUCCAACAGUGUUGCUGAGGAUGUGGCUGAGAAAAUUAGACAACAGAAGCUGUAUUCAAAUAUGAUCCGUGAGCAGAACAAGAAGAUAAGUAGGAUUCCCUCUGUGCCGACCAGGAACUCAGUGGGCAGUGGCAACAAGAACAGCAUUCCCAGGAACAAGGCCCUGGAGUAUGCCAAAACCAUUGCAAAACCGAAAGCACCUCCGCUAAAGGAGAGACCCAAAGACAAGACUGAGAGUGAAAGACUGUUUGAGCGCUCUGCCUGUUUCCAGUUAGGAGUGGAUCUCACUGAGCAAUCUACUUUAGAGAUGUUGAAGAAACGACAUGAGCAGGAGAAACAGAUUGUGGAACACUUUACAGAAAUCCACGGCAAGUCAUCUGCACCCUCUGUCAACAGCUAG